UACUGACCGCAUAGGGAAGCUGAUGAAGAAGCACAACCUACAAACUAUCUACAGACCCACGAAGAAAAUCCAACAAAUGCUACGGUCAGCGAAGGACAAGAGGGAUCCUCUCUCUUCUGCAGGAGUCUACCGGAUACCAUGCAGCUGUGGACAAGUCUACAUAGGGACCACCAAACGCAGCGCCCAAACAAGAGUCAAAGAACAUGAAAGGCACUGCAGACUAAUUCAACCAGAGAAAUCAGCCAUAGCAGAGCAUUUGAUGAACCAGCCUGGACACAGAAUACUAUUUGAGAACACAAAAAUGCUGGACCAUUCUAACAACUAUCAUGUCAGACUACACAGAGAAGCCAUUGAAAUCCACAAGCAUGUGGACAACUUCAACAGAAAGGAAGAAACCAUGAAAAUGAACAAAAUCUGGCUACCAGUAUUACAAAACUCAAAAAUCAGAACAGUAAAUAAAAAGCAAUACUCUGAAAACAGAGGGUUUCCAGACAUGAAUCAACCAAGGGCAGUUAACGACUCUAAACAAAGGAUGCCCCAGAGGCAGGAAGAAGACAGCAGAUAAGCUUUUCAAUGCUAAUUUAAGUGAUUAACUACACACAUUCACACUGACCUCUCUCACCCUAGACUUUCCACAGAUAUAUAUUAACCUCUUUGCUUAGUUUUCUCCAUACCUCACAACCUCUGAGGAUGCCUGCCAUAGAUGUGGGCGAAACGUCAGGAGAGAAUGCUUCUGGAACAUGGCCACACAGCCCGAAAGACAUACAACAACCCUGUGAUCCCGGCCAUGAAAGCCUUCGACAACACAUUGAACAUCUCUACGGGGAGAAAUUGUUCCAAGACACACGGAGAUUGGAAAAACUAAGGACCAGGAAAGCACAUCUGCUGUGCUCCCUGACCUUCCUUCUACGCUGCAGAGACACAGAUACCAUCCCACAAUUUCUUGCAGCCAAAAGGACCUUCAAAACACCACAGGCUCAUCGCAUUUACAACCGCCUGGAACGCAACCUCUUGAGAGAGAGAAUCCACACCAUCCGUAAAGAACUCGCAAACACAGACAAAGAACUGCUGCACCUCCACAUCAACAUCAGCCAAAAGAUGAAUACCCAGGACUGGGAUAAAAUAGACAGCCUUACCUACAAGAAAAUGGAGAAAGACAUGGUUCUCCACACCAAGAGACAAAAACAAAAAUUUGACAAAUGCCGUAAGCAACAGCCAAAGCCAGAACUGGAUAAAUCACGGACCAUCAUCAACCUGACAGACAGACAACUCACUGAAGACCAAGUAUCCAUUCUAGAAAAAGGAGGAAAUUUUGCAGUCACCACCACCAGGAUCCCAGUAGAAAACAUCAUUGCCAAUGUUGAAUCAGCAAUUUACCAGCUCCCUGAGGAAGAAGCAGAGGAAGUAAGAAUGGAAACAGCAAGGAUCCUGAGAAAUGCAAAACUCCCCCCCAGCAACAUAACGAGAAAAGAAAGACAGGCCAUCAAAGAUCUCAACUCAGAUCCUGAAAUCAUCAUUCUUCCAGCUGACAAGGGGAAUGCCACAGUAAUCAUGGAAACAAAACAAUACAAAGAAAAAAUCAGACAACUUCUAGAUCCCACAAUUUACAAGAAACUGAAACAAGACCCCACUAACAAAAUCACCAGAAAAACGAACACUCUAAUCAAGAACUCCUCCAUUAACUUUGACAUACGCCAACAGCUGUGCAAAUCAGAAGCCCUCCCACCCAGGCUUUACGGACUCCCCAAAAUCCACAAGGACUCCAUCCCACUCAGACCCAUUGUAAGUGCCAUUGGAUCGCCGACUUACAACCUGGCAAAAUUUCUGGCUACACAGCUACAAACCCACAUUGGGCUCACUGCACAUUAUAUCAAGGACUCUACACACUUUAUAGAAAAGAUCAGCAACCUCAAUCUAAGCACCAAGGACAUCCUGAUCAGCUUUGAUGUGGUGUCCCUUUUUACCAAAGUCCCAGUAGCUGACACCCUCACACUAAUCAAACAAAACUUCCCAGAAGACAUCACAGCCCUGUUUCACCAUUGCCUCACCACUAGCUACUUUCAGUGGGACACUGGAUUCUAUGAACAGAAGGAUGGAGUGGCCAUGGGGAGCCCUCUCAGCCCAGUAGUAGCAAAUUUCUAUAUGGAAUACUUUGAAAAACAGGCCCUUGAAACAGCACCAAAAAAGCCAACUGUUUGGUUCAGAUACGUAGAUGACACCUUCACAAUUUGGAGCCAUGGAGAGGAAGAACUCAGCAAGUUCCUGGACCAUCUUAACAGCAUCCACCCAAACAUCCAAUUCACCAUGGAAAAAGAAAAGGAAGGAAAACUGCCAUUUCUAGAUGUUCUGGUCAUCCGCAAACCCAAUCAACAAUUGGGCCACACAGUUUACAGAAAACCUACACACACAGAUAGAUACCUUCAUAAAAACUCCAACCAUCACCCAAGUCAAAAAAGGAGCACAAUCAAAGCCCUGACAGACCGUGCACAAAGAAUCUGCGAACCUCACCUCCUCCAAGGUGAACUCAACCACCUAAACUGGGCUCUACAGGCCAAUGGAUACUCCACCACAGACAUCAGAAGAGCUGCAAGGCCAAGAACAAGCCAUGAGAGUCAAGACAAAGAUCCACCCAGAGGAAAGGUGUUCUUACCAUACAUCAAGGGAACUACUGACCGCAUAGGGAAGCUGAUGAAGAAGCACAACCUACAAACUAUCUACAGACCCACGAAGAAAAUCCAACAAAUGCUACGGUCAGCGAAGGACAAGAGGGAUCCUCUCUCUUCUGCAGGAGUCUACCGGAUACCAUGCAGCUGUGGACAAGUCUACAUAGGGACCACCAAACGCAGCGCCCAAACAAGAGUCAAAGAACAUGAAAGGCACUGCAGACUAAUUCAACCAGAGAAAUCAGCCAUAGCAGAGCAUUUGAUGAACCAGCCUGGACACAGAAUACUAUUUGAGAACACAAAAAUGCUGGACCAUUCUAACAACUAUCAUGUCAGACUACACAGAGAAGCCAUUGAAAUCCACAAGCAUGUGGACAACUUCAACAGAAAGGAAGAAACCAUGAAAAUGAACAAAAUCUGGCUACCAGUAUUACAAAACUCAAAAAUCAGAACAGUAAAUAAAAAGCAAUACUCUGAAAACAGAGGGUUUCCAGACAUGAAUCAACCAAGGGCAGUUAACGACUCUAAACAAAGGAUGCCCCAGAGGCAGGAAGAAGACAGCAGAUAAGCUUUUCAAUGCUAAUUUAAGUGAUUAACUACACACAUUCACACUGACCUCUCUCACCCUAGACUUUCCACAGAUAUAUAUUAACCUCUUUGCUUAGUUUUCUCCAUACCUCACAACCUCUGAGGAUGCCUGCCAUAGAUGUGGGCGAAACGUCAGGAGAGAAUGCUUCUGGAACAUGGCCACACAGCCCGAAAGACAUACAACAACCCUGUGAUCC
Messenger RNA from Anolis carolinensis (green anole), 3448 nucleotides. RefSeq lists its product as uncharacterized. Lineage: Eukaryota; Metazoa; Chordata; Lepidosauria; Squamata; Anolidae. The transcript has a single exon. Bases 691 to 3231 code for a protein of 846 amino acids. The record is from RefSeq and is a predicted model, not a curated record.